Messenger RNA from Cyphellophora europaea CBS 101466, 720 nucleotides. RefSeq lists its product as uncharacterized. NCBI's taxonomy places the organism in Eukaryota, Fungi, Ascomycota, Eurotiomycetes, Chaetothyriales, Cyphellophoraceae. Bases 1 to 720 code for a protein of 239 amino acids. Gene Ontology annotation, molecular function: protein binding. The record is from RefSeq and is a predicted model, not a curated record. The transcript has a single exon. Gene Ontology annotation, cellular component: nucleus; cytoplasm.
AUGGCGAAUCCUCCCGACGACAAAUACGCCAUUCACGCCGCCGCCCGCGAAGGCCGCCUCGCCGCCGUCGAGGCCCUCCUCGCCAACAACCCCUCCCUCGCCACGCUCCGCGACCCCGACUCCCGCCUCGCCCUGCACUGGGCCGCCGCAUACGCACACGCCGACAUCGUACGCCUGCUCUCCUCCUCGAAGAACUUCGACCCCGACGCCACCGACGCCUCCGACUGGACGGCCCUCAUGAUGGCGUCCUCGCUAAAAGACGAUGCGGGCCUGGAGAUCGUGCAGUUUCUGCUCCAGAAGGAGGCGGAGCCCAAGGCCGUCUCCAGCUCGGGGGCCACGGCGCUGCAUUUCGCCAGCAGCAAGGGGAGUCUGGAGGUGUGUCGCGUGCUCUUGAAAGCGGGGGCGGGCGCGCGGGUGAGGGACCGCCGUGCACAGGUGCCGCUGCAUCGCGCGGCGGCGGUGGGGAGCGUCCCGAUUGUGAGGUUGCUGCUUGAGCACAAAAGCCCUGUUAAUGGUGGUGAUGUGGAUGGCAUGACGCCCCUGCACCAAGCGAUCAGUGAAGGACAUGGGGAUGUGGCAGUCGAGUUGUUGAAGGCGGGUGCGGACACGGACAAGAGAGACUCGGAUGGCAGGACGGCGCUAGACUGUGCGCCGGACAAGAAGGUGCGAGAGUUUGUGGAGCAGGCGGCGGCACGGGAGGGAAUCGAGCUUGGAGAGUAA